This is a messenger RNA of Suillus discolor, 2418 nucleotides long. RefSeq lists its product as uncharacterized. Gene Ontology annotation, molecular function: transcription coactivator activity; chromatin binding; protein binding. Bases 325 to 2226 code for a protein of 633 amino acids. The transcript is spliced from 12 exons. The record is from RefSeq and is a predicted model, not a curated record. Gene Ontology annotation, biological process: chromatin remodeling; regulation of transcription by RNA polymerase II. Lineage: Eukaryota; Fungi; Basidiomycota; Agaricomycetes; Boletales; Suillaceae. Gene Ontology annotation, cellular component: SAGA-type complex; nucleus.
CUCGUCUCUGGCAUUGGCGCCAGUCAGCACGUUGCCGAGACCUUGUACAUCUUUCGAUUCCGUAUUCUAAACCAGCACCUUUGACCUCACAACAAGCACCCUGCUGGGAUUGCCUCUCGACACAUUGCAGGACUCCGGCGGUCACCGGUCACUCCGCGUCGCACAGCGACUAGCGCAUUCUAUCACUUCUAUUGUCGACGACGUGUAUUACCUUCGCUUUUGGCAGAGAGCUGAUAUACAACUUCUCUAUCGUGGGCUCAAAGCUCCAUCGUCUUUCGAGCUCCGGCCCGGGUACCUUGAGCUUGCACGUCCAUUUUUUCUGGGAUGACUGUCUCCCAUAGAAAGCGACAACACCAACCGGAUGAAAUCCAAACUGUAAACGAGCCCGGCUUGCAGAUUCAAUGUGAUUGCUGUCAAUGCGACUUGACCCAUUCUGCUCGUAUCAAGUGCGCCGAUCCUGUCUGUGAGCCGGGAGAUGGCGUAGAUAUCUGCCCUACCUGCUUUUGCGCUGGCAAAGAGUUCGCCAAACACAAAGCAGGUCAUGCAUACCGAGUCAUUGAACUUCACUCUUAUCCAAUUUUCUCUGCUGACUGGGGAGCAGAUGAGGAGCUCUUACUUAUCGAGGGAAUAUCUCAGGAAGGCCUCGGAAAUUGGCAGAUGAUCGCAGAACACAUUGGUACUCGCACAAAGGAAGAUGUAGAAGAACACUACAAUAGCAUAUAUGUCAAUUCCCCCAAUUGGCCACUUCCUCGGAUGGAUGUCGAAUUCAACAUUGAACCAGAUGAAUUCCAGGCUCGCAAGCGCAGGCGAAUGUCAACCAUGACCACUUCUUUACCUCCUCCACCCAAGGUAGCCCCAACCUCCGCCCCCGGGGUACAUGAAAUUGCCACUUUCCUCCCUGGUAGGCUCGAGUUCGAACAUGAGCUCGAUAAUGAAGCGGAGGAUCUUGUAAAGGAUCUAGAAUUUGGAAUUUGCCAUGCAUGGGGCGGUGAUCAGAUUAUAGAAGAUGAGAAUGACGCGGAUGUCCGCGCCAGGGCACGGAUGCAGGAAGAACGCAAAACUGCUGCCGGUUCCAGAAACAGCAGUCAGCCACCUGUCAAUGGUGUUAAUGGCAUUAUGAAUGGCAACGGACAUCUUCCAAUGAACGGCGAUUCGCGUGUCAAGUCAGAGGAACCAUCUAGCGAACAGCAGGCCUCAACGGAGGACGACGCAAAUGCGGAAGAAGCGACACUGCCUCCUCCAUAUGAGACGGAAGAAUCACUCGCCUUUAAGCUGACACUGAUGGAGAUGUACAAUCAGCGUCUCGACAAACGACGAGAGGCCAAAUCUAUCAUAUAUGAACGAGGUCUCUUGGAAUACAAGAAGAUGCAAGCGGCGGAAAAGAAGCGUCCGAAGGAAGAAAAGGACAUUGUUCAACGACUCCGACCGUUUGCUCGACUUCAGACUGCUGAGGAUUUUGAAGUUUUCACAGCUGAUAUUCUCUACGAAGCCAUGCUAAGAAAGAGAAUACAAGAUCUGCAACAUUAUCGGCGAAUGGGACUUACUACUCCGGCCGAUAUCGAUAAGUUCGAACUCGAUUCCAUUCGCAGGACUCAAGCGAAAGCAAAUUUAUCUCGCGACUACUAUUCUUCAGAACGUCUGGCACAGCUCCGUGCAUCAGGCAGCGCCAGGGAUUCAGAAGGUCGCAAAAGUCACGAGAGAGAAUCAACUCCUAAACUUGGGACUCCUGCUGGAACGGGUCCUCCGAUCCGCAGACCGCCCGCUCCUCUCAAUCUUGCCAAUAGCCCAUCUUUGCAUUUACUUACCCCAGCUGAGCAGACGCUCUGCUCGCAACUCCGAAUCUUACCCAAACCAUAUCUCGUCAUCAAGGAGACCCUCGUCCGGGAGUACGCUCGUCGUGGAGGCAAGCUUCGCCGCAGGGAAGCGCGAGAUCUCGUCAAGAUCGAUGUGAAUAAGACGAGUCGAGUUUGGGACUUCUUGGUGCAGGCCGGCUUCCUCAAAAUCACACCGGACCCGCCUCCUGCUCCAGCUGCUGCUCAGGAUACCUCUGUAAACGGCAUCUCCCAUACAUCACUGAGCGUAUCUCCAUCGAAGGAUACUCCACGCAUUUCACCACAUCCUCCCGCAACAGGGAAUCUGUCCAUUAGUCAAAACGGAUUUGGUCACAGACCAAUGCCCAACCACUCACCACCUAGCAUAUCUGCCCCACUCUGGCCUUCAAUUUGACGUCCCUGCUAUCUUUACCCCGCCGUUUGCUUUAUCAAGUAGCAUUUGUACCAUAGCACUCGCAUACAUUAUUUACUACAUGCAACUUAUGGAUUCAUUAUUGAGAUUUUAGACUCCAGAACCAGCUGGUUGGGCGAUUAGAUCGUCAAUGAUACUGCGGUCGACCGGGAUGUUAGCUUUACGCAAGUAAUC